This is a messenger RNA of Gilbertella persicaria, 1669 nucleotides long. Its product is annotated as Aldehyde/histidinol dehydrogenase. Bases 347 to 1228 code for a protein of 293 amino acids. Lineage: Eukaryota; Fungi; Mucoromycota; Mucoromycetes; Mucorales; Choanephoraceae. Gene Ontology annotation, biological process: aldehyde metabolic process. The transcript is spliced from 7 exons. Gene Ontology annotation, molecular function: aldehyde dehydrogenase (NAD+) activity. The record is from RefSeq and is a predicted model, not a curated record. Gene Ontology annotation, cellular component: cytoplasm.
UUCUUUUCUUUUAUGUCUACUGACGUGUCUACCUUGGUUCAAUCACUUCAUACUACUUUCUCAAGUGGUCUUACAAAAAACAAGGAUUUCCGUAAACAACAACUUGGGAAUCUAAAGCUUUUCUUUAAAGAAAAAGAAAAAGAGAUUAUUGAAGCCAUUCACAAGGAUUUCCGUAAACAUGAACUGGAGACAUUGAUUGGUGAAAUUGCACCUGUGGUUGCUGAAAUUGAUUAUAUGCUUCAAGUAAGGAAUGAUUCCCCAUAUCAGAUUAAUCAUCAUCAUCAUCAUCAUUCUGUAGCAUUUGGAUACAUUGACAAAGACAACAGUCCUUAAACCCCAAUUUAAAAUGAACAUGUUGGAUCAAUGUACUGUUCGUAAAGAACCCAAAGGUGUUGUCUUGAUCAUUGGUUCUUGGAAUUAUCCUAUUCAUUUGUUAUUAUUACCUGUGGUGGGUGCCAUAGCAGCUGGUAAUUGUAUUGUGAUGAAGCCAUCUGAAGUAGCAAGCCAUACUUCAGAUUUGAUUGCUACUUUGAUUCCUCACUAUUUAGAUCAAAGAGCUUAUCAGGUUGUACAAGGUGCUGUGCCUGAAACAACUCUUUUACUUGAACAACAGUUUGAUCAUAUCUUUUAUACGGGGAAUAGUCAAGUAGGCAAGAUAGUGAUGCAAGCUGCCUCUCGUCAGUUGACACCUGUCACUUUGGAACUAGGAGGAAAAUCACCUGUGAUUAUUGCGCCUGAUGCAGAUAUACAGACAGCAGCGAAUCGUAUCAUGUGGGCUAAGUUGUUUAAUGGAGGACAAAUUUGUGUUGCACCUGAUUAUGUCUUGAUUCCUCAAUCUGCAGCACAAGAAUUCGUAGACCGAUGCCGAACCAUUGUCUAUGAACGAUUUGGUGAUCAACCACAGACAUCCGAUUCAUUCUGCCGUAUGAUCAAUGGACGUCGUUUUCAUGCUCUAAAGAAACUGUUGGAUGCAACAGAUCCUGAUGCCAUCGUGGUAGGGGGUGAAACAGAUGAAGCUGAUUUGUAUGUAGCACCUACUGUGGUUUAUCCUGUACAACCCACAGACCCUGUAUGGAUGGAAGAAGAAAUCUUUGGUCCUAUUCUUCCUAUUGUACCUGUUCAAGAUAUGGAUGAAGCCAUUGCUAUCAUCAAUGUCAAACCUACACCCUUAGCCCUCUAUAUCUUUACAGACCAUCAUGCCACCCGAGAAAAAAGUAAGUUAGUCUAAAGAACUCAACUCAUACGACUAUAUAGUCUUGAAUCAGACACAAUCAGGUACUGUAGUUGUGAAUGAUCUACUGAUGCAAGUACAAGAACUCUCGAUGCCCUUUGGUGGUGCUGGCCCAAGUGGUAUGGGUGCUUACCAUGGACCUAAAUCAUUCGAGACAUUUACUCAUGAACGCAGUACGAUGAUCAAGUCGUCUGGCUUAGAGGGUAUCAUGGCUGCAAGAUACCCUCCUUAUACAGACAGUAAGAAAGUCUUGUUUACUCUGUUGACCAUGGGAUUGCCUGAAGGCUUUAUUGAAAAGAUAAAGUCAAUUGUCCAUGCUGUUCGUUCAGCUCGCCGUGUCUUUUCUUGACCCUUAGGAUUCUUUUUGCUGCUAAUUAAAUAAUUUAGUUGAAUAACACACAAAGAUGGACUUACCUUGGCUUGCCAUGCUUGAGCCAU